ACUCAAGAAUGACGCGAGACGGUGAAAUACCAGCUAUUUUUAAUCCAAAACAACAUCGAGUUCGUACGCCAUCUGUGGUGGUCACAGGAGACUCUCCAAAUGGUCCGUAUGGUGGUGGUUUUACGAAUAUCCUAAAUACAAGCAAUCCUCAAAUAGCCCACCAAGAUUCUAUAUCUUCAAGCCAAAAUGAUCCUAAUGAAGUUAUAACAAUACACCCUGAAUCAACCUGCCCUGUUGCAUUAACUAGAGGAGGAAUAGGCGGAGGAGUCGUGGGAAUUGGAAUUAGUAGUGGUGGAGGUGGUGGAGGCGUGGGUGGUGGUAACACUAGCGGUGGCAAUGAUUCCGAUACACCCACGGAGCCUGGACAAAAUGAUAAUAAUAUCACAUCACGUUUUCCCCGCCUUAAAGCAUGCAAAGAAAGCUGUUGUUCCGAAUUGGCACAAAAAAUGUAUUUUGGUGUUUGCGUCACCAUACUGGUGACUGCCUCAUGGGUCGGUGCCACACACUGCAUUAAGUUACUGUACUUAAAUCGCAGCUCGUAUAUAUCUGCCCUGGACGAUUUCGAUACAUUAGCCAUAAGUGCUAAUGAUUUGAAUUUGGUUACCAAUGACGAUUCCAUGGCAUUGGAUUCCCUAAUACCCAUCAGUGAUACGUCGAUUAGUGUAACGGAUGUAGAGGAUGCAACGAAAAUAUUCCAUGUGCCACCAAAUCCAACCAUGCCAUCGAAUAUCUUUAGUGCACCCUUUUUUGCCGCCUGGUUUUUUACAAAUUUCUCAUUGUUAUUCUUUCCCAUCUACAUUUUGGGACGAGUUUCUCUGAGAAAAUGUGAUAAGCCAGGCGAGAUAUUGGGUGACGUAUUGAGAGGUUUCCGCGAUCGAGGAUUUACAGUGGGACGUUUUCUCAAUCGUUGCCUAUCAUUUUGUAUACUAUGGCUUUUAACCACUUACCUUUAUACGUUAUCUCUGCGUGUCUUAUUUGCCACCGAUGCUAUGGCACUGUUUGCCACCAAUGUGGCAUGUGUUUACCUGCUAUCCUGGGUAAUAUUACAUGAACAAUUUGUAGGAGUACGGAUUGUUGCUGUCAUAUUGUGUGAUACUGGUAUUGCACUGUUGGCCUAUAUGGAUGGCAUUACAGAAAGUCGUACAUUGAGUGGCGUGGUUUUGGCCACUUUGGCAGCAGCUUGUUAUGCAGUGUUUCGAGUUAUGUUCCGCAAAGUGAUGGGAGAUCCGCCUGUUGGACAAAUUGCUUUUGCGUUUACCACAUUAGGUUUUUUAAAUGCUCUACUCAUGUGGCCAAUAUGUGUGGCUUUAUAUUUGACUGGCACUGAAAUAAUGCCAUCAGAUCGUAUGCCUUGGAUUAUAUUAUUGAUUGCUAGUAUAUUGUUAUUGGUUUUUCACAUAUUAAUGCAAUUUAGCUCAGCUGUUACAUACAAUAUGUUUGUUACAUUAGGUUUAAUUACAGCAGUUCCUGUUUCCGGAGCAUUGGAUGUUGUUUUAUAUGGUGCUACAUUUGCUGGCAUGAAAUUGGCUGGUGUGAUACUAAUUGCAGUUGGUUUCUUUUUGGUAAUGUUUCCUGAAAAUUGGCCAGAUUAUAUAACCAGAUUAUUGAGAAAAAGUGGUCGUGCUAUACUACGUUACCAAUGUUGUUGUGAAUUAGCUGAAAUUCAUUAUACACACUCGAUGGGGUCGAGGUCCUCGCCACGGUUCGUUAGCCGGUCAGCAUCCCACCAUUAUAGAUUAUCGGACGGGAUACAUAAGGUCCCAUCUUCGGUCACCCUCUGGCCGUGUGAGAUGACUGAUCUAUCGCCUACUGGUUUUAUACAAAACAAUCAUAACAAACCACAACAGCAGCAACAACAUCAUCAUCAAUCACUACAACAACCACAUCACCACCACCAACAGCAGCAACAACAACAUCCCCAGCAUUCAAGUCUUUCCCUGUCAUCAUCUGGGGGCGGUGGCACUGUUGGCGGCGGUCACCAUUCCAGCAGCCAUAGCAGCAGUUUACGAGCUCCUCCAGUUGGCAGUGGUGGCGGUCGUUUAUUUUCCUAUUUUGGCAAUGAUCAUGAGCACGAACGUAAAAAAUCUGAAACAUCAUUUUUCAAUUUGGGUUUUCGUCGCAAAUCUACCGUGGUUUACUAUGCGGCCACCGAUUAAUGAUGACAGCCUCAUCGAUUAUCAAGCUCCAUGAAAAGAAUUGAAUUUAUUAUCACUACUAUUUACAUUGUAAACAAAUCAACCAGUUAGCCGAAAAAAAAACAAUUGAA
Messenger RNA from Calliphora vicina (urban bluebottle blowfly), 2266 nucleotides. Its product is annotated as solute carrier family 35 member F3. The transcript is spliced from 8 exons. The record is from RefSeq and is a predicted model, not a curated record. The coding region runs from base 9 to 2156 and encodes 715 amino acids. Lineage: Eukaryota; Metazoa; Arthropoda; Insecta; Diptera; Calliphoridae.